Molecule: messenger RNA, 3522 nt
Organism: Auxenochlorella protothecoides
Lineage: Eukaryota; Viridiplantae; Chlorophyta; Trebouxiophyceae; Chlorellales; Chlorellaceae
Product: DNA mismatch repair protein Msh6
Exons: 14
Coding region: 1-3522 (1173 amino acids)
Biological process (GO): mismatch repair
Cellular component (GO): MutSalpha complex; nucleus
Molecular function (GO): mismatched DNA binding; ATP-dependent DNA damage sensor activity; ATP binding
Source: RefSeq, a predicted model, not a curated record
AUGGGCAGUGGACAGAGGUCCAUUGCCUCAUUCUUUGGGGCAGGCAAGCGCUCGAGCCCUCGCUUGAAGCCCUCCCCCAGCAGGCAGAAGGGCAGGGCCAGCCCAGCCAGAGCCUUGGACCUCGAGGCCGGGUCUGAGCCACCAACAGCCGCAGCGACCGCGGGCCAGCGUCUGCGCGUCUUCUGGCCGGCGGAGAAGGCCUGGUUCGAGGGCCGGGUGGGCGAGGUGCAGGAGCGCAAGGGCAAGCGGCGCGCCUACGUUGCCUACGACGACGGAGAUGAGGAGUGGGUGGACCUGGAGCGCGACCGCUUCGAGGUGCUGGAGCCGGGCAGGAAGCGCGCCCGCGCCAAGGCCGCCCAGGUACUGGACUCUGACUCCGAGGCCGAGCCCUCUGCCUCCCAGGGCUCCGAAUUCCUGGCCAGCGAGGAGGAGGGGGAGGAGAGCGACGAUGACAGCGUGAGCAUGGCCGCCAGCGAGGCAGAAGAGGAGGAGAGCGAGGCGGAGAGCGACGUCAAACCCGCACGAAAGCCGGCGGGCGGCAAGACUGCCAGCGCGGCGGCAAAGGCCUCCCCUGGAGCCGGUGCUGCUGCAGGGAGGAAGCGGGUGUCCUCGGCCACCACGCAGGCGACCCCCUGCCCCGCAUCGCAGUCCAGGGGGGGCCUGCCCCCGGCGACCCCAGCCUCCGGUCUGAGACCAGCUGCAAGGAACCUGGCGGAAGCCCUUGAAACCCCAAGCUUUGCCACGCCGGCCACCUCUGGGCCGGCCGCGACGCCCGGGAGCGCGCUGGGCGGCGCGCUGUCCGCCGGUCCCAGCGAGCGCUUUGGCGUGCGCGCGACGUCCCGCUUCCCCUUCCUGCGGCCCGACCGGGUGCGGGACGCGGAGGGGCGCCGCCCCGGCGACCCCGGCUACGACCCCACCACCCUCUUCCUGCCCCCCACAUGGCUGCACGACGCCAAGAUUUCCGAGGGCCAGCGUCAGUGGUGGGCCUUCAAGGCGGCCAACUUCGACGCGGUCCUGCUCUUCAAGAUGGGCAAGUUCUACGAGCUGUUCGAGAUGGACGCCCACGUGGGCGUGGAGCUGCUGGGCCUGACCUACAUGAGGGGGGAGCAGCCGCACGCCGGCUUCCCCGAGGCCGCCUACGCGGGUAUGGCGGCCACGCUGGCGCGCGCCGGGGUCAAGGUGGUGGUCAUCGAGCAGACCGAGACCCCGGAGGCACUGGCCGCGCGCAACGAGAAGCGGCGCCAGAGCGGCCAGAAGAAGGUGAACGUCGUGCGCCGCGAGAAGGUGGCGGUGCUGACGCCCGGCACGCUGACGGACGCGGAGAUGGUGUCCUCCACCCCGGACCCCACCUGGCUCCUGGUCCUGGUGGAGCUGGAAAGCACGGCGACCGCGGGCGUCGCUCACGACGGCCCCCCCGGGCGCGUGCCGGCCUCGCUGCCCGGCGCGUCGCCGGGCCCCGGGGCGGCGUGCGACCCCCUGGCCUCCCCGGCGCAGCUCAGCCUGGGCGCCGUGGCGGUGGACGUGGCCUCCGCGCGGCUGCGCGCCGGCCAGUGGGCCGAGGACGAGCUGCGCGGCGGCCUGCGCGCGCUGCUGUGCACGCUGCGCCCCGCGGAGGUGGUCAUCGCCGGCGCGCUCAGCGCGCCCAGCGCGCGCGUCGUGCGCGGCAUGCUGCCCGGCGCGCUGGUGGAGGACCAGGUGCUGGCGCUGGCUGAGGUCGAGGCGCUGGACGUCGUCGUCGGCAGCGGGUCGGGGGAGACCGGUCCUGGUGUGGACUCAGCAUCGAAUGGCGACGCAUGCAUGCAAGGCCCCCGCCCGGCGCACACCAGCCACCUUGCCAUGGAUGCGGCGGCGCUGGAGAACCUGGAGGUGCUGGAGGGCGGCGAGGGCGGCGCCGGCACUCACGCCGGCGCCGGCCUGGCCGGCUCGCUGCUGGCGGCCGUGGACCACUGCGUGACGCCCGGCGGGCGCGGCGCGAUGCGCGCCUGGCUCGCGCGCCCGCUGUUCGACCCCGGCGCCAUCCGCGCGCGUCAAGACGCGCGUGCGGUGGUGCGCCUGGCGGCCGCGGGGUUGGGCCUGGGGCCCGCGCGCGACGCGCCGCGUGUCGUGCUCUACGAGGACACCGCGCGGCGGCGGGUGCGGGGCGUGGCGGCCACGCUGCGCGGCCUGCGCCGCAUCCAGGAUGCCGUGGCGCAGUUCCAGGGCGUCGACGGGGUGGACGCGGACUUUGACGCCGCGACGCGCGCCAUCGUGGCCGCCGAUGCCGCGCUGGACGACUACCUCGAGGAGGUGAAGGGCUUGCUGAAGACUCGAGCGGGGGUGACCUACGUCUCACUCAAUAAGGACAGCCACGUCCUGCAGCUGCCCGAGGUGUUUGUCGGCGUAGCGUCGGUGACCACGCCCGCCUCCUGGGAGCCCAUGACGGCGAAGAAGGGGGUUCGGCGAUACACCAACACCCAGCUGAGGGCCCUGGUCAAGCGGCGCGAGGCGGCGCAUGAGGCACGAGUCGUGGCCCAGGCCGGCAUCCUCGUGGCGCUGCUGAGGCGCUUUGCCGAGCACCAGGGCGUCUGGUCGGCGGCUGUCGAGUGCUCGGCGCAGCUGGACGCCCUGCUCUCGCUGGCGGUGGCUGCCGGCUCCAGCGCAGGGCCGAUGUGCCGGCCCGAGAUCCUCCCCUGGUCCGACGUCGGCGGCCCCAUGUUUGAGGCCAAGGACCUGCGGCACCCCGUCUCCGCGGUGAUGGAGGCGGCUGCCAUGUCCAGCGGCGGCGGCGGCGGGUUUGUGCCCAACGACGUGUCGCUGGGAGCCGACGCGCCGCCCUUCCUCGUGCUGACAGGCCCCAACAUGGGCGGCAAGUCGACGCUGAUGCGCCAGAUCUGCCUGGCGGUGGUGCUGGCUCAGGUGGGGGCCUGGGUCCCUGCGGCGAGCCUGCGCCUGACCCCUGCCGACUCGCUGUUCGUGCGCAUGGGCGCGCGCGACCGCCUGCUCCUGGGCCAGUCCACCUUCUUCGUGGAGAUGGCAGAGACCUCGGCCGCGCUGGCGCGUGCCACCCGGCACAGCCUGGUGGCGCUGGACGAGCUGGGCCGUGGCACGGCAACCAGCGAUGGCGCCGCCAUCGCCGGCGCGGUGCUGGAGCACCUGGCAAGCGACCUGCGCUGCCGCGGCCUGUUCGCCACGCACUACCACGCCGUGGCGGAGCACGCACAGGUGGCGCUGCCGGUGGCGGUGUGCCACAUGGCCUGCCGCGUGGACGGCGACGGCGGCGACCACGUCACCUUCCUCUACAAGCUCGUGCCGGGGGCCUGCCCCGCCAGCUAUGGCGUCAACGUCGCCAGGCUGGCGGGCCUGCCGGACGCCGUGGUGCGGCGGGCAAGCAGCAUGGCGGCCUCCCUGGCACAGGGGGCCACCAUCGACGGGGAGGAGGGGGCACGGGAGAAGCUGGGCAGCAUCCUGGAGGCCUGCCGGCGGGGGCCCAAGGCCGUGCAGGCAGCAUGGCUGUCCAUGCGCCGCCCAGCCAUAUCAGUGUGA